Moneuplotes crassus is the source of this 2685-nucleotide messenger RNA. NCBI's taxonomy places the organism in Eukaryota, Ciliophora, Spirotrichea, Euplotida, Euplotidae. The record is from the annotation of a GenBank genome assembly.
CUGUAUAAUAAUAUUACAAUGAGAGAUAAGUAUGAAGAAGAAAAGCAAGAUCUUGUCAAAAACUUUAAAGAGGCUUUUGAUAAGAAUCCUGAGCGUAAGAACUCUUAACCAAGCAAGAACCUACCAGAAUAAUGAGUGAUUUGAGACUAUCUGGGAUAUAUUUUUAUCAAAUUUGGCCAUAUUUAGCAUAACCAUUUUGCUUUUCAAACAAUUGAUUCCAUUCUCAUUGAAUGGCUGUUUGUGAAAAAGUUAAAAUUUUAGAAAACUAAGUGAAACAUUCUAAAGUUUACCUUUAGAAAUCAAGAAACUGGGUCAAAAAUUUACCUAAUUAUUGGAAAUAUCAAUUCCCAUUUUAAUCUGGUGUAUACAACUAGAUAAAGUUUUAAGUUACUAAAUAAUCAUUUAGUGUCCUUAUUUGUGCUAUAAUUGGAGAUAGUAGGAAAUAUAAGAAUCGAAAUAGUAUUAUUACUUUAUUGAGGGUACUAAAUAAGAUUCUUCAUAUUUUUCUAGGUUUACUAAAUUUAUAUUAAAAAUAGCUCUAAAAAUUAUAUUUAUACACUUUACGUUCAGAUUUUUACUUCAAACAAAGAUAUUAAUUUCCAUGCCCACCAUUCUAUCUUAAAAAUUAAUAACACCCACUCAAAAAAUCCGAUUCUAGAAAAACCCAAUUUUUCAAAAUUCUAAUAUAGAAGUGCUCAAAUAGCAAUAAAAUUCUCCACCUCUACUCUCUUUUGCCUGAAAGAUCCUUCUAAGAGUCAAAAUAUAUCCUGUUUUGCUAUAAUUUUCUCAUAAAUUGACUCUAAACUCCUCACCUUAUGCUCCAAAUGUUACAGACCUUUCUGGUUUACUCAAAAUGCCCAAUCUGGAAAUUCUACUACGAUCUUAAGUAAUUUUUGCUUCAACCCGAUUCCUACUCAUUUGCAAAUGCAUUUACUAUUUUGGAGUAUUUAAGAAAUUGACAAUGAGAAUAGAAAAGCCAAAGAAGAUUAAGAAUAAUCUUGAGGAGAAAAUGGUCAUAGAGAAACGAUUCCAAAUUGAAGAGAAAAUAGGUAGUGGUACUCAUGGCCAUGUCUUCAGUGGAGUAGAUCUCAAAAAUUGAGCAUAUAUUGCAAUGAAAAUUGUCCCUCAAGAAAAACUGUCCACUUCAAGGUUCAAUCAGGAAAUCUUUAUAGUAAAAUAAACUUUCUUCAGGAGCAAAGAGUAAAGGAUUUCCCAAGUUCAUACAGAAGGGACAGUGCGAUAACAACAACUACUAUAUCAUGCAGAAAUUAGGGAACUCACUAAAAUUGAUGUCUAAACUGAUCAACAAGUUCACUUUAGAAAAUAUUUUGAUGCUAUCUUUGCAGCUAAUAGGCCGGCUGAGGGUGAUUCAUUCUUUUAAUUAUAUCCACAGAGAUAUCAAACCAGCUAACCUGAUGUUUGGUACUGGCAAGGAUUGGAAUACACUAUAUGUCAUAGACUUUGGGUUGUCUACAAAAGUCAGCAGUUUUAGAGACGCUGAAAUACCAAAGCAUAUUUUUCAGCCGGAAUAUGUCUAUCUCUCUGGGACUCCAAACUAUGCGAGCAUUAACCAGCACUGAGGGUGGGAAGAGUGAUUCAAAAAGGAUGAUAUAGAAGGAGCAAUGUACAUGCUAAUUCAUCUUCUCAAAGGUAAGCCUUGGUGGAUACUCAUAAUUACACAUUUAUAGGAUCACUCCCAUGGGAAAACAUCAAAGAAGAUGACAGAUUUUAUACGAUGAUGAAAAAGAAACAGCUUGUCACCACAGAAGAACUUUGUGGGGAAAUGCCAGAACGUCUUAUUGAGAUGGUAGAAUAUAUUCGGAGUAUGCGAAUUUAUGAUCAGCCCGAUUAUUCUUUUAUUAGCGACAUUAUUUUGAAAACUGCUUGUGAAGAAAAUAUCACCCUCCAUUUGGUAGAAUCUUUUCAUAAAUUUAAAUGGGAUUUCAAAUAAAGGCAAAGAGAAAUUCCACACCAAUGUUGUGAAAGAGCCAAUAUGAGGUUAUCUCGGAGCUGAAAGGCCGGUCUCUCAACCUCCUAUUCAAAAAUUUAAAUUUGUUUCUAAUUAUGAAGCAAAUAAGGCUCCUCUAAAGCUAGAGCGAAAUAAGGCCAGGGAAAAGUUGUUGGCUAAUAUUAAAAGCAAAAGUAAAAUCUCUACUGAAAAAGAGCCUGGUAUUAAUCCUCCUAAAAAGAUUAAACAAUCGAAGAAAUUUCACAGAUCCAUCACCACUAAAAGGAUCCGUCACAUUAAGUUCAACUGGUGAGCUGAUGAAAUCAUGGAGGCGAUGCAUGAAAAUCGUCUGUGUGUAAAAGACAGCUAUAUGAAGAAGAGUAAAUCUCCGUCUUGCAAUGUCAAACCUAAUUACUUUGAGCUGAAGAGCCUUAUGUCUGCAAAACCAGAGAACAACAAAUAUGAAGACCAGAAGUCUGAAGAUCAGCCUAAAGUUGACCUUAAGGUCACUCCAACUUUCUUGGAAUUUGAAGCUCUUGAUAAAGAUGAGUUCUCAAGCGACCAAAGAGGGAUUUCUUUAAGGAAGCCAAAGAUGUUUGGCCAUAAUCAUAAUAAUUUGAAAAGAGUGUGAGCCAGGAUGGACUAUGAACACCAAGCUGCUCGGAUACAAAGCAUGAUGCAAUAGGUGAUGUGUAUAUAUCAUAUAAUAUCUCUAUCUCUUAAGAUCAGUAAAAAUU